AUGCCUCCAGUAGCUACCGAGAACUCUUCGGCUGAUGCCGCCAAGGUCGAAACUCCUGCUCCUUACCUCAGUACUAUGCCGCAGAAGGACUUCAACUGGCAGAUUACCCUGGGCCAGAAGGUUGUUGCCAUCACCGGUGCAAACCGCGGUAUUGGUCUAGGUAUUGCGGAGGUGUGCCUCGCUAAUUCAGCAAAGAUGGUAUACUCUCUUGAUCUGAUGGAACCUGGCGAGGAUUUCGCAGCUCUGCAGAAGCGCUACCCCAACUUCAAUUUCAUUCAGACUGAUGUUACCUCUGAAGAGAGCGUGGAGAAGGCUAUCAACCAGGUUGUUGAGGAGACUGGCCGAAUUGAUGGUCUUGUAGCCAAUGCAGGCAUGACCAAGCACCAGCCUGCUUUGAAAUUUGAUCGCUCUGAGCUGGAGAAGCUUUUCAACCUUAAUGUCUAUGGUGCCUACUUCUGUGCCCAGAUUGCUGCUCGCAAGUUCAUCGAGCUCGGCAUCAAGGGCUCAAUUGUGAUGACCUCCAGCAUGACCUCUUACCGUCCCAAUCGAGCCGCCCCGUCUGCGCCAUACGGAGCAACCAAAGCUGCCGUUCGCAACAUGUGCCACACCCUCGCCAUGGAGUGGAGCAAGCACGGCAUCCGCGUCAACAGCAUCUCCCCCGGUUUCGUUCGCACCGCCAUGACAUACUACGUUGAGACUGCACCGGAUUGGGACCUGAAGAUGCAGUACUACGGUGGUAUGCCCCGUCUAGCUGACCCGCGUGAGCUAGGUGGCGCCUAUGUAUAUCUCCUCAGCGAUGCUAGCUCAUACACGAGUGGCAUCGACAUUCCCAUUGCUGGCAUUGUCGGCGCGUGGUAA
Penicillium longicatenatum is the source of this 858-nucleotide messenger RNA. RefSeq lists its product as uncharacterized. Gene Ontology annotation, cellular component: intracellular anatomical structure. Bases 1 to 858 code for a protein of 285 amino acids. The transcript has 4 exons. Gene Ontology annotation, molecular function: oxidoreductase activity, acting on NAD(P)H, oxygen as acceptor. The record is from RefSeq and is a predicted model, not a curated record. NCBI's taxonomy places the organism in Eukaryota, Fungi, Ascomycota, Eurotiomycetes, Eurotiales, Aspergillaceae.